Molecule: messenger RNA, 900 nt
Organism: Phytophthora infestans T30-4
Lineage: Eukaryota; Oomycota; Peronosporomycetes; Peronosporales; Peronosporaceae
Exons: 3
Coding region: 1-900 (299 amino acids)
Biological process (GO): spliceosomal complex disassembly
Cellular component (GO): spliceosomal complex
Source: RefSeq, a predicted model, not a curated record
AUGGCAGGCGACGAUGGGUUCCGUGAGGACCUGUACGAGAUCCUAGGACUCGAGCCGGCGGCGGAUGAGCGCCAGGUAGCCCGUGCAUACAAGAAGAAAUCCAUCCUGCACCACCCUGACCGCGGCGGCGACGUACAAAAAUUUCUGGAGUUGACACACGCGCGUGACAUUCUACUGGAUCCUAAGAAGAAAGAGGCUUAUGACAAGAAGCUGUCGCGCGAGUUGCUGGCUAAAAAGAAGCAGCGCGAGCGAGACGCAGAGCUCGAUGGCAAGCGUAGGCAGAUGCGGGAUGAGCUGCUGCGUAAGGAACAGAGCUUCGAGCGCACGAGGAAACCCAGUGCAAAGCAGCAGAAGACUGAGCUGUCCAAGCUCCGUGAGAAAGCCUUGGCUCGCCAGCAAGAGCUGCAAGAUCGACUAGCUCGGGAAGCGAAGCGGCGAGCUGAGCUGAAUAAAAACCAAGAAUCACACGGUGCUCCGAAAUCACAACGCACUGUGACGUUCAAGUGGGAUAAAAAGAGGUUUUCGCACUCAGAUGACACGCUUAGUCGAGAGUUACGGUCGUAUGGCGAGAUCGAGUCUAUCAAAAUGAAGACGUCGUCUGCGAAGGUAAUUUUCACUGAAGCUGUAGCAGCUUCGAAUGCUGUACGCGUUGAGGGACACAAGGACUGCUGGCGAGAAGUCUCGAUCCAAGGUCACAUCGUAGAGACGGACGGCUUCACGUCCACGGAAGACAAGACGACGACGAAGUCAACGUCAAAGCGCAACGUGGUGACGCUGCCUGGGGGUCCAAUUUCACUGAAGGAACACUUGGCAUUUGAGGAAAAGGUUCUUGCUGCACUACGAGAAAAAGCCAAGUUGCAACAAGAACAACAGCAGCAAAUUGCUGUGCAGUCACACUAG